CGUGUUCCUGCUGACGCUAAUUCCAAGUACUUUAAUUAAAAAAAUAAACAAUUAUCUUUAUAAAAUAAGUAAUUAAUAAAUAUAAAAUAUACUAGCCACGAUUUAAAUUAAAUAUACAAAUAUAUUAUUACUAUAAAUAUAUAUAUGAUAUUAAUUAAUGUGUCAUUGGACGGGUUUAUUUUUUUGACUAUUUUGAGCCUCCUACGUCAAAACGAAAAUUAAAAUGCCUCUCGGAAAUCAUGUGACCAUGAUACCUUUGGACGAAAUGUCUGGCCGAGGACAAGCAGGCGGUGGUACUGGGGGUGGAGGUGGAAAUAGUCCGCCGCAAAAUUGUAUGAAAGUAUUUAUUCAACGGGAUUAUAGUCAAGGGACGAUGGUUAAAUUUCAAACUAGAUUUCCGCCUGAAUUAUCUGAUAGACUGGACAUUGAGUCAUUUGAGUAUACAAUAAACCAAUUAAACAAUUACUUCGCGGAAGCUGAACGUGCAAGCUGCUCCACAUACUGCGAAGGUUGUCUUGCCUGUUUAACUGGUUAUUUAAUUUACAUAUGUACGGAAACACAUUACGAAAAAUGCCUGCGUAAAGUAUCAAAAUUUAUUAGCGAACAAAAUGAUCGAGUUUACAGGCCACGUGGUCUCUUGUUGACAGAUCCAACGACACGUGGUCUGAGACUUAUAGAAAUUUCAGUUCUUGAUCGUCCACCUUCGUGACUGCACGUUAGCCGAUCCACUGAAUUUUUUAUGUGAACUUUUAAUAAAUUCAUACAUUCAUUUUUUUUACUCAUUAUCUUAAUUAACUAAUUACUAUUAUUAUUUUUUAUUACGCAUUUACUUUAGUGCAAUUUCUUCCUAAAAUCUUCCAAACAAAAAACGCUGGGUUGUAAGUUAAAUAAUUAUGGUAAAAAAAAAAAAAUGGGCUACUAAUAAAUAUGUGGAUUGGCUAAUUGUUUUAUAUAUUUUAUUAUUUAAUUAGUUUAUAUAUUUAUUUAUAAUUAAUAAAUAAAAAAAAACCGUUUGUUGAUUAUGAGAUUUGUCCCAGUUAGUGAUCGUUAAGAUCUUCGGGUUUUUAAGGCUCAGGACUAUGAAUUAGAGAUAAGUUGUAAGGACCAUUUUUGUAGGAAAUUUAAUUCUCUACAAAAAAGGUUUCUUUGAAUUUUUAUGUAAAUAUGAUUGUUUAAAAGUUAUUUCAAUUUUCCGUAAAGUCUUUUUUUUUUUUUUUUUGACUAGAAAUUUUAUUGGAAACUUUAAAUUUAAAUUGCGGGCGAAAAAAUGGAGAUAUGAUAAAAAUGAUAAGAAAUUAAUUUGUAGAGAAUCGAAUUUCCUACAAAAAAGGUCUCUUAAGAUUUUUUGAUAAAUUUGAUUGUUUAUGAGUAAAUGCAUUUUUUAGUUUGGCUGAGUAAAAAAAAAUUUUUUUCUGUAGUAAAUUUUUUAAUUUUUUUUUUUUUACACAAAAAAAAAUGAUAAUUAAAAAAAAAUAAUUGAUGUAAUCAAUAACUGGGACCUUGCAAUAAGUCUGAAUAAUAUUUCAUUUAAAAUAAAAAAAUAAAUUAUCAUUUUAAUGAGAAUAAUUAAUUUAAAAAAUGUAAAUAGUGCACACGAAAUAAUUAAAAUUUAAUUAGUAGAAACACAAAACCAUGAAUUUAAAUCUAUAUUAUUAUUAUUAAUUAAUUUACUUAUUAAAGAUGUAUAAUUAUGACAAAUUUAAUAAUUAUGACGAUCAAAAAAAAUGUAAAUGAUUUAAAUAAAAACGACAA
Messenger RNA from Microplitis demolitor, 1752 nucleotides. Its product is annotated as golgin subfamily A member 7. Gene Ontology annotation, biological process: peptidyl-L-cysteine S-palmitoylation; protein targeting to membrane. Lineage: Eukaryota; Metazoa; Arthropoda; Insecta; Hymenoptera; Braconidae. The transcript has 3 exons. Bases 224 to 709 code for a protein of 161 amino acids. The record is from RefSeq and is a predicted model, not a curated record. Gene Ontology annotation, cellular component: palmitoyltransferase complex.